CAUCAUCCGCCCCUCGAACUCAUCUCACCCAGUCAUCUCUCGUCUUCACUCACAACCACCGCCAUGUACGCCGCCCAGAGCACAUCCUCGAGCUCGAGCUCCACCGCGGUCUACACACCCGUCCUCUUCCGCACGACCAGCUCCCAGCACGAGUGCACGUCCUCCGUGACCCACAACGCCCCCCAGUGCUGCCACUGCGGCUGGCGCGGUGACCACGCCCCGACCUGCCCGUUCAAGUAAACGAACGUGGCCGGUGUGUACCAUAGCCUCCCUGUCUCUCCAUCAUAUCACUCAUCGCUGUCUAGCCUAUCUAUUGUUCUCCAUGUUUUCUUGCAUCUCAAGCUCGCGUCGCUUGUAUCACCACUGCUCUACUGCAUCUCUCGCAUGGUCCGUCCACAGUCGACGACCUAUUAAUACCUAUGCGGUCUGCGCGUCGUCGCGACGACGCGCCACGUUAAUCGGACGCGGACUCGGGGGAGGUCGGGGUCACAGUCCGUGGAGAGGGGGAGGAGGAGAGGGAAGAGGGGGCGAAGAGGAGAAGUUCUCUGUAGGGAACGUCGGAGGGGACCCAGGGAGAGUCGACGGAAGGACGAUUGUUGGAUCAGGAGCGGGCGCAGGCGCUGCGUCUCUGCAGUCACUUGGUCGUUGCUCCUCCACCACCCAUUGCACCGCAUCGCUGUAUCAUGCAUUGCAUCACUCCACGAUACCAUAAUCUCGGAAGCAAUUCUCUUUCUCUUUAUUUUGUGUUCCGCGCUGUACCCUACACCGCCGUGUGUUGUACCAUAACGCAUUGUACGAUAUAUCCGCGACGCUUCUCCCAUUCU
This is a messenger RNA of Phanerochaete carnosa HHB-10118-sp, 824 nucleotides long. RefSeq lists its product as uncharacterized. The transcript is spliced from 2 exons. The record is from RefSeq and is a predicted model, not a curated record. Bases 64 to 240 code for a protein of 58 amino acids. Lineage: Eukaryota; Fungi; Basidiomycota; Agaricomycetes; Polyporales; Phanerochaetaceae.